Molecule: messenger RNA, 1164 nt
Organism: Pyricularia grisea
Lineage: Eukaryota; Fungi; Ascomycota; Sordariomycetes; Magnaporthales; Pyriculariaceae
Exons: 4
Coding region: 1-1164 (387 amino acids)
Biological process (GO): protein phosphorylation
Cellular component (GO): nucleus; cytoplasm
Molecular function (GO): cyclin-dependent protein serine/threonine kinase activity; ATP binding
Source: RefSeq, a predicted model, not a curated record
AUGACGACCCCGGACUGGAGAUCAUCUGUGACGGCCACAGAACGAUAUGACAAGAUCCAAAAUAUCCAAUCUUGUAUCGACAAAAAUGCUGCCACGGCGGAGGGAAAGAGUGCAUUUGCCAUUGAGAUGGAAGCUUACACGGCAUCGUCAUCACGAGAGGAGUACGAAAAUGCGUGUGACAUACUGAGGAACGCCUCGAAACUGGCUAGCGACGAUGAGAGCUCAUCAUUCUCUCCCGCAGCUUACCAUGGCUCAGAGACGGCAGCGUCCGGGGUCAGGAUCGGCACGCACAAUAAUUGCCAAUACAUCGCCAGCGGCGUCACGGCCGAAGUCUACCGGUGCGACACCCGGGCCUUCAAGGUCAUCGUCGAGACGCACAACAUUGCGCCGCACGAUCCCAUCCGCGAGUCCCGGAUCCUCGCAGAGCUUUCAAGGCCCUGCAUCCCACUGUUGGAGACUUUCAGAGACCACGAGCAGCGGCUGGUGCUUGUGUUCCCAUACAUGCCUCUCAGUCUCGAGGCGCAGCUGCAGCAGAAAGGCGAGGCCGGGCUCACACGCGAACGGAUACGAUCGCACUUUCGAGAUAUCUUCACUGCGCUGCGACAGAUUCACGGCAAAAAUAUCAUCCACAGAGACAUCAAGCCUUCAGCAGUCCUCCUGAAGUCCCCCGAUGGGCCGGCAUAUCUCUCCGAUUUUGGGACGGCCUGGCACCCUCAACUGUCCUCCGCCACCGAGCCACAGGAUUCCAAGAUCCUCGACAUUGGCACGGGGCCUUAUCGUGCACCGGAAGUCCUGUUUGGUGACAAAGGAUACGGCACAGCGGUGGACAUGUGGGGUGCCGGCGCUAUGUUGGUUGAGUGUUGCCGACCUUCCCAUGUGCCGCUUUUUGAAUCAAGGGCAGCGCAUGAGGAUGGCAAUCAACUGGGACUCAUCCUGAGUAUUUUCAAAACUAUCGGCAGCCCUACACCGGACACUUGGCCCGAGGCUGUAAAUUUUAAGACGCCGCCAUUUCAGAUGUACCAGACAAUACAAGGCAAAACAUGGGAUGAAAUUCUGGACGGCGUUCAGCCUGAUUUUUCUGACCUUGUUCGGGUACUGAUAAAAUAUGAAAGCAAAAGUAGAGCCACUGCCGCUCAGGCUCUAGAAUUUGACUGUCUCCAAUAA